ACAUUUGUACAUCUCCCUCGUAUUACACGAUCAAGCGGCCACCAGUUGAUCAUAUCCUCAACCAGACACUGUCCACACACACACAAUUUAAUAAUCACUACCUGUCGGAUCUACCGUUUGUCUGCCCGGUGUCGCAACGACGUCGGUAACUCCGCGUCGCUACUGACAGACACUCUGCUUCCAGCAGCUCCUCCUUCGGCCGAUAACUUAUCUCGCGGACUCGCCGUGAGCAGCGCGGACUGCACCGACUGUCGUCGUGCUUUGAUGACGCCAUCACUGGGACUUUCCGCAUACGUCACUCGGGGCUUCCGAGUUAUCAAGCUAGCAGCUCCGCAUCGGCGUUCAAGUCGCCGGACGCCGUCAACGUCGCCGCGUCGGAGAACGAAGUGAAGGAGACCAUGACCACGCCGGAGGCCCCCCGCGGCGCCGAGGGCUUCGGAUACUAGAGACGCCGUCGUCGUCGGGAGCGACGGUGCGAGCGAGCGGCGGGAUGUCAACAACGCGGCCUCUCCUCGGCAUGAGACGAGGCGCCGAGCUAACGUGCGCGGAGCGGCCGGGCGGCAGGCUCCCUGCGGCGGCCGCCCGGCUGCAGCAGCAGCCGCCGCCUCCGGCGGCGGAGGAGGAGGCGGCGGCGCAGCAGCAGCAGCAGCAGCAGCCCACCGUGGACGAGUUCACGGUGCUGGAGGACAAGGAGGCCGAGCUCAAGUGCGCCAGGCCUCGAGUGGAGCAGGUGUUCGAGGUGGCGUUCACCAUCAUCGGCCUGCUGGACCACACGGGACAGGCGCACGGCAGCAACACGUCGCGGCAGAUAUGGCUGCAGCUCAAGGGGAGCCCAGACGACGUGUCGAAGGCGAAGGAGUACGUGCGAGGACUCUGUGACCCAGAGCUGCACAAAGACGAGCGGUACCCGGUGGACAUGCACUGCAUCUUUGCCGGCGCCCGCGGCCUCUUCCUGGACCGGCUCGUGCGGGACACCAGCGCCGAGGUCCAGGUGCCCGAGCCGGGCCGACUGCGGCUGCUGGGCCGGGCCGAGUCGGUCGUGAUGGCCCAGAGCAGAGUCCAGCAGUUUGUUGCACUGUUCCAGGAGAAGCAAAUUCUACCGAGCGACAGAGAACCGGCGGUGAAACGAGCGUUCAAGUCCUUCGUGGAGGAAAGAGACGACAAAUACACUAUGGAGCUUCUUCUGCUGCCCAGUGCCCUGAAGGAGGAGUUACUGGGACUGGCUCACAGCCCCACCAGCUCAAACUCAUCCUCCCUGGCUCCGCUCAACCAGACUCUGCAUCCCGGCGUGGCCGAGGUGGACCAGGACCGCUCGCAGAGCAGCACCCCCGUGACGGAGCUCUCCAACCGCAUCUUGGACACCAGUUUUGAAGAAAGAGGUUUCGGGGUGGGAACGGCCGGCGGCGGAGCCGUUAAAGUGGGAGGCGGAGGAGGGAUAGGUUUAGGGCCAGAUGCAAUCCUGCUCAACGGCACUCGGCCCUCGCACAAGCGGCGCUCGUCCGAGAGCGAGACCCGGGACACAAAGAGACAGUACUCUCUGGAGAGGCGAGACGAGUCGCCGGAGAGAGCGAGGGAGCGUGAGCGACAGAGGGGUGACAGGGAGGGCCGUGGCGCUGGUAGCAGCUGCAGAUCCAAAACGCCCUCUGCCUCCUCAUCGUCGUUCUCCUCCUCCUCGUCCCCCUGCGCUAAAGCGAACACGGUCGGUCCGAUCAUGCUGGAGUCCAGCGAGGGCAUCUUGGAUGAUGGAGAGGCAGUGAGCCCAGAAACCAACCUCCGCUGCUUGGUCAACUUCUUCAGAACCAUGGGAUACCAGCAGGAAGUGGUGGAGCGCGUUGUCAAGGAGACAGGACAGACAGAAGACACCUUCCUCGUGCUGGAGAAGAUCGUCGAGGAGACCAAGCGUUGUGAGAAGGGCUCGAAAGGAGAAGCAAAAGAAAGACUGCUCAAUUCUAUGCGCUCCCCAGACACACCGUCGUCCUCCUCAUCAUCGUCAUCCUCAUCAUCCUCCUCCUCGACGGUCUCUUGUCUCAGAGAGAAGGAGCGCGAGCCGAGCAGAGCGCUGGUCGACCCGGGCAGGUCCAAAGAGAACAUUAAGCCCAACCAGCGCGGAAGCAGCAGCAGCAACGGGCUGGGGCACCGGAGGCAGUGCAGCGGCAGCGAGACAAGCACUCAGCAGAUCUCAUCUCAGGCAAUCACCAUCAAGAGGAGCUCCAGUGCUCAAGGCGGAGCGGGGAACUACGAGGUCAUCACCAUCGACGAUGACGAGGACGUCGUACUCAUGGAUGCCAAAACAGCGGAUAGUAGCACGUCGCGGAUGAUCGUGGCGCAACUCGAAAACCACUCGGGAUCCAGAACAGACUACCUGGCGCGGGGAGCGGGCGGUGGCGGCGGUGGCGGUGGCAAUGUCCCCCCACAGAGGGACUACUUGUCGAGGGGCGGGACUCAGACUUUAGGAGGAGGAGUCAAAGUGGAGACUGUGACAGCGCUGCGCAGCACGCCGCAGUGGCUGGCGGCCACCACCACCUCGCUGGCUUCAACUCCCAGUUCAGCUCAGUCCGGCUACCGGCACCCGGCCUCUCCUUAUCAAACCAUUGGCCACAUGGGGUUACACGGGGGCGGGGCCAGGGCUCCCCCUACGAACAACCCCCCCGCGCCGCCGGUGACCGGCUUGGCUCGUUUCCAUCAGUCGCUGAGGACUCCCUACACACUGAAGCUGCCGAAUGAGCCGGGGCGCCCCGAGCUCCGACACAUCAUCAUAGACGGCAGCAACGUGGCCAUGGCUCACGGCCUCCAUCGGUUCUUCUCCUGUCGAGGCAUCGCGCUGGCGGUGGAGACGUUCUGGAGACGGGGCCACAGGGAGAUCACCGUGUUCGUGCCCCAGUGGCGUCAGAAGAGAGACCGACUCACGACAGAGCAACAUUUUCUGAACCAGCUGGAAGACCUGCGGCUGCUCUCCUUCACUCCCUCCAGAGAGGUCUGUGGCCAGAGGAUCUCCUCACACGAUGACAGGUUUCUGCUCCACCUCGCUGAGAAAACAGAUGGGAUCAUCGUAACCAACGACAACCUGAGGGACUUUGUCGACACCUCGGACACCUGGCGCCGGAUCAUUCAGCAGAGGUUGCUUCAGUUUACGUUUGUGGAGGACCACUUCAUGAUCCCCGACGACCCCCUGGGGAAACGGGGACCUCACCUGGACAACUUCCUGCGUAAAGACAACAGGAGAACGGCAGUGACGCCUCCCCCACUGAGACCCCCGGAAUUCCAGCUGUCCUGCCAGCAGCAGCAGCAGCCGGUCUACGUCCAGGCCCUCCACUCUGCUCACCGGACCCCCGCCCCCUCCACGCCCCGGCCCCCGACCCCGCUGACGCCCCACUCCACGGCGCACUGGCCCCACUCGGGUCCCCCCGAGUGGCACCCAACACGCCGCUCCCCUUCCCCCUCGCCCUCGCCGCCGCCCCAGCGCUCGCCGGGGGAGACGUCGGACCUGAAGCGGAAGCUCUACGACAUCUUCCCUGACCAGAAGCAGCGGAUCGACCGCAUCCUCAGCGACAACCCGUACAUGAGAGACCUGAACGCCCUGUCGGGGCUGCUGCUGGGAUGAUCAGGACACACACAAACACAACACAAACACACACUCUUGCGAGGACAAUACAUACGUGCGUCAGCAUAACAUAAUUUAUUUUGCCAUCUCUUCCAGCCAAGAGGACAUUUAAAGUUUUUUUGUUGUUAUUAUUUUACAUUAAGACUGAUCGUCAAACUAGCUGCUAUUGGCAAAUAUAUAUAUAUUUUUGGGGAUGUUUUCCUUUUCUCCCCCCCCCCCUCCUUUGCUUUUCAAAGUGAUUAAUACAUGAGCAACACUGCCAUCUGCAAAAUCCAGAGUGUUUAAAAAAAUAUUUGCCCAAAGUUGUCAAGCAGCAAAAGUCAACAUUGUUCAAAUUGUUCACAUUUGUAAUAAAUCAUUGUUCGGCCCCUUUGA
Scophthalmus maximus (turbot) is the source of this 3976-nucleotide messenger RNA. It is a transcript of the gene n4bp1, whose product is annotated as nedd4 binding protein 1. The coding region runs from base 491 to 3601 and encodes 1036 amino acids. Lineage: Eukaryota; Metazoa; Chordata; Actinopteri; Pleuronectiformes; Scophthalmidae. The record is from RefSeq and is a predicted model, not a curated record. Gene Ontology annotation, biological process: negative regulation of proteasomal ubiquitin-dependent protein catabolic process; negative regulation of protein ubiquitination. The transcript has 12 exons. Gene Ontology annotation, molecular function: RNA binding. Gene Ontology annotation, cellular component: nucleus; PML body.